AAGAAAUGCACGGCGGAUUCAGAGGAAAAAGAGGAAGGAAUGAACUGCGGAUCCAUGUUAGCUUACGUCUAUUUCAUCACCUUCUAUCUCUUCUGCUCCUUUGUGAUCAUUAAUCUCUUCGUGGCUGUCAUCAUGGAUAAUUUCGACUACCUCACUCGUGAUUGGUCUAUUCUGGGUCCCCAUCAUCUUGAUGAAUUUGUUACUCGUUGGGCUGAGUACGACCCCGAAGCGAAGGGCCGUGUUCGGCAUCUUGACGUGGUCACGAUGCUGGGAAAAAUUAGUCCACCCCUUGGAUUUGGGAGCAUGUGUCCGCAUACUAGGGCAUGUCACAAGGAUGAGAUAAUUGAAGUACCAACGUCAGAUAGAGGUACUUGUGUCCCCAAGACUUGUGAUGACCAAGAUAAUUGCUGUUCACCUUUCCCUAGUUUCCGUAAAGAAUCAUCGUCACGACAUUCAUCUGCGGAAGGUGUUAGCACGAAGAACAAUGUAAGAUAUGGCGACGCAUUCUGGCUUCGUCCAGUCAUCUGCAACCUGCUUAAUUAA
Messenger RNA from Rodentolepis nana, 543 nucleotides. The record is from the annotation of a GenBank genome assembly. Lineage: Eukaryota; Metazoa; Platyhelminthes; Cestoda; Cyclophyllidea; Hymenolepididae.